Molecule: messenger RNA, 1590 nt
Organism: Cyphellophora attinorum
Lineage: Eukaryota; Fungi; Ascomycota; Eurotiomycetes; Chaetothyriales; Cyphellophoraceae
Product: Fumitremorgin C synthase
Exons: 4
Coding region: 1-1590 (529 amino acids)
Molecular function (GO): oxidoreductase activity, acting on paired donors, with incorporation or reduction of molecular oxygen; heme binding; iron ion binding
Source: RefSeq, a predicted model, not a curated record
AUGGCGCAGUUUCAUCAUUUGGGCUUGGGUGGAUUGGUGCUGAUCGCCGCCAUCAUUCGACUGUUGCUUAUCGGUCGCCGGCCUAAGAACUAUCCACCUGGACCUCCCACAAUACCAGUGUUGGGUAAUUUGCAUCAGAUGCCAACAAGAGACGCCCACUUACAAUUCGAGAAAUGGGCACGAGAAUAUGGUCCGGUCUAUAGUUUGAUGCUUGGCACCAAGGUAAUGAUUGUGCUCUCGAGCGAUACGGCCGUCAAGGAGCUGCUCGACAAGCGCAGCGGCAUCUACUCUGAUCGUUUGGAUAUGUAUGUUGGUCAGACUCUUUGCAGUGGGGGGCUUCGUUUGUUGAUGAUGGGAUACACUCCAAGAUGGCGGGCUUUCCGGAAGAUGGUUCAUUCUUUGCUGAACAUUACAACUUCAAAGUCUUACGUCCAGUAUCAGGUGCUUGAGAACAAGCAGAUGCUGUACCAGUUUCUCGAGCAGCCCCAAGACUUCCUGAAACACAUCCGGCGUUAUUCGAAUGCACUGACCACAACUAUGGUUUUUGGAUGGCGAACGCCGGUAUAUGAGGACGAAAAUAUGAUGCAGCUGUUCGAUGGUUUUGCCGAGUUCGCAGAAAUCAACCAGACUGGAGCAGCGGGACUCAUUGAUUUUUAUCCGAUUUUGCGAGGACUGCCAGAUAUCUUGUUGCCGACGCGCAAGAAAGCCAAGCAGCUGCACAGUGUCGAAAAGCAGCUCUACCUCAAGCACUGGCUUAGUUCCAAGAAAGCAAUCCGGGAUGGGACUAUCCGACCGUGCUUCUGUCAAGGCAUGGCAGAGUCCCAAAAAGCGGGCGGGUUCUCCGACGAUCAAGCGGCUUACAUCUCCGGCACACUGCUCGAAGCAGGAUCGGACACCACUUCGAGUACGCUAUACGCUUUCGUGCUGGCGAUGCUGUUAUAUCCAGAGGCCCAAAAGAUUGCACAGGAAGAGAUCGAUCGGGUGGUUGGUGAACGUCUGCCAACCAUGGAAGACCAAGAGGAACUCCCAUUUGUCAGAGCUUGCAUGAAAGAGACACUCCGAUGGAUGCCAACCACAAUCCUUGGAGCAGUCCCUCAUGCUGUCACUAAAGAUGAUGAGUAUUUGGGCUAUACCAUUCCAAAGGGCGCUGGAGUGAUGAACAAUGUCUGGGCGAUUCACAUGGAUCCUGUGCGCCAUCCGCAACCACGCCAGUAUCGACCAGAGCGUUAUCUUCACGACACACUAAGCCUUUAUGAUUCUGCAGCUAAUUCCGAUGGAACAAAGAGAGACGUCUUCACUUUCGGGGCGGGAAGGCGUAUUUGUCCUGGGAUGCAUGUCGCAGAGCGAAGUCUGUUCCUCGGCAUUUCGAGAAUACUCUGGGCCUUCUCUAUCUCACCUGCUGUGGACGAGAAUGGAAAGCGGAUAAUCCCAGAUCAGGAGAAGCUGACUCAAGGCUUUGUUUGUAUGCCGGAAGACUACCCAGCCGCGCUAACACCGCGAUCGGGAACCCGGGCCAACAUCAUUAGAAAGGAAUGGGAGGAAGCACAGAGAGACCAUUUGGACGAGCAAACAAUGCAAUGGAAGACCUAA